Molecule: messenger RNA, 2098 nt
Organism: Capsaspora owczarzaki ATCC 30864
Lineage: Eukaryota; Filasterea; Ministeriida; Capsasporidae
Product: serine/threonine-protein kinase pctaire-2
Exons: 10
Coding region: 185-2011 (608 amino acids)
Biological process (GO): protein phosphorylation
Cellular component (GO): cytoplasm; nucleus
Molecular function (GO): cyclin-dependent protein serine/threonine kinase activity; ATP binding
Source: RefSeq, a predicted model, not a curated record
UCCCUUUAGAUCCACUUUCUUUGAUUCUCCACACACACACACUCACUCACACUCACUCACACUCACUCACAAGCACACACUCGGCCAAUCUCAAGCCAAGGCAGAGUCUAGCAUUUGCACAUCAUCAUCAUACAAGCACUCCAGACAGAGACAGAGACCGAGAGAGAGAGAGCGAAGCAAAUCGAUGGCUACCACGGCGACGAGCACCGCAGCACCGCCGCCGACACAGCAGCCGCCAGUGACCACGACGACGACGACGACGACGACGACAGUGACCACGACGGCCGCUGCAGCCGGCAUCUCCAUCCACAUUGCGCUGGACGAAGCAGCGUCGUCCUCUGCUGCGUCGUUUUCAUCAUCUGGCCUCGGCAGCAACAAGCCAAAGAAGAGCUUUGAACGGGACCGAAGCGGAAGCCUGCUCAACAAGCUCGUGCGCAGACUCUCGCUCAAGCGACAUGGCGACUCGGAGCCGUCCUCACCCACUCACGCCCGCACUGGAUUCGACUUUGAAUCCGACUCGCUCGCCGUUGCCUACGGUGCUGGCGGAAGCGCAGACUCGAAUAGCAACGAGGACAUUGCAUCGGCGGCGUCGUCGUCGUCGUCGUCCUCGGUCUCGUCCGCGUCGUCGUCCUACGAUCCUUCCACCACUCAGUCCGUCCCAGACUCGCCCAAGCGAACCUCCGUCGCGUCCAAGCUCGUGCGGUCCUUUAGCUCCAAGGAAAAAGACCCAAACAAAAAGUCCAUGCGAAAGAGCAGCUCGUCCACCACUUCGCGCUUUCUCAACGGCGGCGAAGAGCCUCGCAAAGGGAAGAGCCCGCGCAAGGACGCGCAUCAGCCCAGCGCGCUCUCCAACGAGUCAUUAGCGCCAGCACAGCCGGCAACCGAGACAGCCGUCAAGGCUCAACGUCGCUUGUCACUGCCCUUGUCCUUGACAAAGGAGGGCGCUGCAGAGGCUUCCGAGCGGGCAGCUUCCCCAACGCAAGACCAGGCGUUCGGUCAGGUGUUUAGCUACAAAAAGUUGGAAAAGCUUGGAGAAGGCACUUAUGCCAUCGUAUACAAGGGCAUGAGCUGUAUCACAGGUGACUAUGUCGCACUCAAAGAGAUCAAGCUCGAGCAAGAAGAGGGCUACCCAUGCACUGCUUUGAGAGAGGUCACGCUUCUCAAGGAACUAAAGCACGCCAACGUUGUCACGCUGCACGACGUCAUUCCCGCCGAAUCAUCCCUGACUCUCGUAUUCGAGUACGUCCCGAUGGAUCUCAAGAAUUGCAUGGACAAGUCGCUUGGAUUUUUGGAUUUGUUCAACAUCAAGCUGUACAUGUUCCAGCUCUUGCGCGGGUUGGCCUUUUGCCACCGAAAGAAAAUUUUGCAUCGCGAUCUGAAGCCGCAAAAUUUGCUCAUCCACCACAACGGCGAGCUCAAGCUCUGCGAUUUUGGUUUGGCGCGCGCCAAGGGCGUUCCAAUCAAGACGUUUACAAACGAAGUGGUGACGCUCUGGUACCGUCCGCCGGAUGUGUUAAUGGGAUCGACCGACUACACUUCGUCCAUCGACGUGUGGUCGGCUGGUUGCAUUUUCGCAGAGAUGGUCGGCGGUCGGCCACUCUUCCCUGCCGCCAAUCCGACAGAGGAGCUGUUGCUAAUAUUCAAGACGCGUGGCACGCCAAAUCCUCAGAGCUUCCCCAACAUCGAGAAGCUGCCUGGAUACUCGACUUCCUUCCCGCAAUACCCAGUCCAACCUCUGUCGUCGUUUGCACCCCGAUUGAGCGCAGAUGGGUUGGAUUUGCUGGAAAAGAUGCUGCAGCUUGACCCGUCCAAGCGCGUGACGUGCGAAGAGGCGAUGCGACAUGGCUACUUUGCCGAUUUGCCACGAGAAGUUCUGACCCUUGUUGACAACAAAUCCAUCUUCACCAUUCCUUCCAUCAAGAUGAAAGGUCAUGUAUACCGACGAAGUAGCAUGCCUUCCAGCAAGCUCAACCGCAACAGAUCGAAGAGUGUGUACAACCCUCAAGAAUAACACUGUUUUGUUGUCUUUUUUUGGUUUUGUUUUUUUGUUGCUUUUGUCUGUUCUGCUUUUUGAUUGUCGGAAUUCAUUUUAUCACCA